GGUGUUGGAGAAACGACGGUUGUUAUGAACUAACGGUAAUUCUGACUGGAUUAGCUUAGCUUCAUCAGGUUAGCUUAGCAUAGAUACCUGUAGCUGGAUCAGAUUAGAUCAGGUCAGGAUGGGUAUUCAGGGUUUAUUACAGUUUAUAAAAGAUGCAGGAGAACCAGUGCAUGUAGGGAAAUACAGAGGACAGAGUGUGGCUGUAGAUACUUACUGCUGGCUGCAUAAAGGAGCUUUCAGCUGUGCUGAGAAACUGGCUAAAGGAGAACCGACAGAUCAGUACGUGUCCUACUGUAUGAAAUUCGUAGAAAUGCUCCUGUCCUACGACAUCAAACCCAUCCUGGUGUUCGACGGACGGAACCUCCCGUCCAAGCAAGAGGUGGAAAAAGCCCGGCGAGAGCGACGCCAGGCGAACCUGCAGAGAGGGAAGCGGCUGCUGCGCGAGGGCAAGCUGGCCGAGGCUCGGGAGUGCUUCACGCGAUGCGUCAACAUCACCCCCUCCAUGGCUCACGAACUCGUCAAGGCUGCAAGGGCGCGCGGCGUGGACUGCAUCGUGGCGCCGUACGAAGCGGACGCCCAGCUGGCCUUCCUGAACAAGACGGACGUCGCUCAGGCCGUCAUCACCGAGGACUCGGACCUGCUGGCGUUCGGCUGCAAGAAGGUGAUCCUGAAGAUGGAUAAGCAGGGGAACGGCCUGGAGGUCGCGCAGUGCCACCUGGGCCGCUGCCGCUCGCUGGGCGACGUCUUCACGGAGGAGAAGUUCCGCUACAUGUGCAUCCUGUCCGGCUGCGAUUACCUGGCCUCGCUGUACGGCAUCGGCCUGGGCAAAGCCUGCAAGCUGCUGAAGAUAGCCAACAAUCCGGACAUUCUCAAGGUGAUCCGGAAGAUCGGGCAGUACCUGAAGAUGAACAUCAGCGUACCUGACGAGUACGUGGAGGGCUUCGUGAAAGCCAACAACACCUUCCUGUAUCAGCUGGUUUUCGACCCCGUCAGAAGGAAAGUGGUGCCGCUUAACCCCUACCCGGAGAACAUCGACCCCGCCGCGCUCGGCUACGCCGGAGUGAACGUAGGGGACAAGCAGGGGCUGCAGAUGGCUCUGGGAAACCUGGACAUUAACACCAUGGACAGGAUCGACAAUUUCAACCCCGACGCUCCUCCGGCACAGCCUGUGAAAGCUCCGCGCAGUCGAGGGUGGGGCGACGGUCCUGCGGUUAGCAGGUCCUCCCACGCCAGCAUCUGGAGCAGAGACUAUGUGGUGGGCGUCGCCCAGCGCCAGACGACUUCCUCCCCACACCGGCCUACUCAGACUCUUGGUAAAUUAAGAGUUGUUCCCCUGCGUGGCCUCAAACUUCCCCACAGAGAGACGCAGGUCAAGAGAUCUCACCCAGACUCCGGUGUCUCCGAUGAGGACGUGCUGGAGCAGUACUCAUCGGGCCCCAAGAGACAGCGCACAGAGGCCCCGCCCGUCAUUCCCAGUGAGUCCGAGCGGCCUCGAGCGCGUAACCGCUUCGCCACCCUGCUUCAGCGGAGGAACCAAUCGGAGGAGAGCGCUGACGAUCAGGGCACGCGCAGCAGGUUUUUCGCCGACUCCGACCCCCGCGUAGCCGGACCGAAGCGAGCGAAACCCUCGGAGCAGGAAGAACCAAAAGACUCGGACAAAUCCGACCACACGGACUCCUCGCAACCCGGAGAAGCCAGCCCCGAGACUCGGACGACGCCCCGCCGUCCCAGACCGGGAGUCUUCGGCUGGUCCGGCGGCUCCGGCUCCGGCUCCUCCGACCACUCCGGGAUCAGAGCGGGAGCGUCGGAGCGACCCAGGACCCCCGGCCUGCCCUCGGGACUCUCGGCCCUGCGGCACUUCCAGAGGAAGAGAGAGGGCGCGUCCUGGGAGCGAGGGGAAUCUCCCGAGCGCUCUCCGGUGGAGCCGGUCGCCGAUGUCGAAACACCUCCCGGUUCUCCUCCCUCUCAGGACAGCGCGUACUUCUCGCAGAACAACAGCGUGGCGGCGGGAGCCGAGGAGUCGCCCGGCGGCGCCCGCUCAGAGGAGGACGAUCGGUGGAGAGACUCGGGCUGUUCGGCGGCACCCGGCGACGCUAUGGUAACCGAGGAGAUCAAGCCCACACCCAUGAGGACCAAGGUGUCGGGUUUGUCCCGGAUCAGACCCGGCGAGCAGGAGAAGGGCGCCAGGAUCGGAGCCUCGGCCGCGGCCCGGCCCAGCGGCCUGAGGAAGAAACCGCAGGGGAAGAAAAGCGGCGUGACCAAUGAGAACAGUUCAGGACUGCAGGCCACUAUCAGCGGCCUCUGGAGGAACUUCAGCUUCAACAAGGAGAACCCGAAGUUAAACGGGUGUAAGAAAGCAGAACCCAUGUCGCCCGUGAAGGAGAACGUUCUGUAAGAUCCGGACCGGACCAGCUCAGGAUGAGGACGAGUGGUGGAGCGAGCAUCACUCUGCAUUCUCUCUCUCUCUCUCUCUCUCUCUCUCUCUCUACUGAACAUACCGUGUAUGUUCCUACUGCUGUACAGGACUCUUUUAUCACUCAAUAAUAAAGUCUCUCUUAUUUCUCA
Molecule: messenger RNA, 2565 nt
Organism: Trichomycterus rosablanca
Lineage: Eukaryota; Metazoa; Chordata; Actinopteri; Siluriformes; Trichomycteridae
Gene: exo1
Product: exonuclease 1
Exons: 13
Coding region: 119-2395 (758 amino acids)
Biological process (GO): mismatch repair; DNA recombination
Cellular component (GO): nucleus
Molecular function (GO): 5'-flap endonuclease activity; DNA binding; metal ion binding
Source: RefSeq, a predicted model, not a curated record